Struthio camelus australis is the source of this 3490-nucleotide messenger RNA. Lineage: Eukaryota; Metazoa; Chordata; Aves; Struthioniformes; Struthionidae. The record is from RefSeq and is a predicted model, not a curated record.
AUGUUAUGGAACAGUUCAAUCCAGGAUUGAGGAAUUUAAUAAACUUGGGGAAGAACUAUGAAAAAGCUGUUAACGCUAUGAUAGUGGCUGGAAGAGCAUAUUAUGAUAGCCUGGCAAAGAUUGGAGAGAUAUCAGCUGAAUCUCCAGUUUCUAAAGAAUUAGGCCAAGUUCUUGUAGAAAUUUCAAGGACACACAAGAAACUUAAUGACUGCCUAGAGGAAAGUUUCAAAAAAUUUCAUAAAGAAAUUAUAUCUGAACUGGAGAAGAAAACAGAACUGGAUGUAAAGUACAUGAAUGCAACUUUAAAGAGAUACCAAACUGAACACAGAAGCAAAUUAGACUCUUUAGAGAAGUCUCAGGCUGAGCUAAAAAAAAUCAGAAGGAAAAGUCAAGGAGCGCGAAAUGCAGUGAAAUAUGAGCAUAAAGAAAUGGAGUAUGUGGAAACGGUGAGCUCUCGGCAGAGUGAUAUUCAGAGAUUUAUUGCAGAAGGCUGCAGAGAAGCUCUCCUUGAAGAAAAAAGAAGAUUCUGUUUUCUGGUGGAUAAACACUGCGGUUUCACUCAGCACAUGAACUUCUAUCACGUUCAGUGUGCAGACUUCCUCAACUCUAAGCUGCCCGGCUGGCAGGAAAUCUGUAGUGACGCCACAAAAGUGCCCGAAAAAGUUAAAAUUAUGAUAGAUGAAAUAAGGACACCUGGUUCCACUCCAAUAUCAGGAACCCCACAGCCUUCACCAAUGAUAGAGAGAAACACCAUGCUUGGAAAUGAUUUUUAUUCUCAACAUGAAAAUGCAUCAAAAGUGCCCCCUGCUCCUACAGGUAGGGCAUACACUAGUCCGCUAGUUGAUAUGUUUAACAACCCUGCAACGGUUUCGACGGUAUCUUCCGAAAGACUAAAUAAUUCAGCAGAGAAUUCAGAUGAUGCCAGUUUAUCACGUUCAACUUCUGUCGCCACAGGACUGAAUAUAAUGAAAAGACAAAAAGUAAAGACAAUCUUCCCACAUACUGCUGGAAAUAACAAGACAUUACUUAGCUUUGCACAGGGGGAUAUCAUCACACUCCUUGUACCGGAAGAAAAGGACGGCUGGCUUUACGGGGAACAUGACUCAACUAAAGUAAAAGGAUGGUUUCCAUCUUCGUAUACAAAACCACUAGAAGAACCAGCGGAAGAAAAAGCAUUUGUACCAGUGCCAAGCCCUGCACCAAUCAGAAGUGUUAGUUCUGUAAAUCUUACAGAAAAAGGUGGUGUUGUCCUCCCACCGCCAGACUAUCUGGGGUCCUUGCAAACAGGUUCAACAUCAGACAAGAGAAUGGAGUCUUCCAAAGUUCCUGCUGUUAAAGCUCCAGCUGAAAGACCAGAAAGUGCGGGUCCUAGACGUGCUAGAGGUUCAGCAAAACCACCUUUUCUAAGUGGAGAAAAUCCUUUUGCCACCGUGAAACUCAGACCAACGGUAACAAAUGACAGAUCAGCACCAAUUAUUCGAUGAAUAUAACUCCUAUGACUCUACCUCCUCCUUCUAAACAUCAGUUUCAGUAAUGACAACUGCUAUCUAAAGUUGUUCUAAAAAAAAAAAACUAUUUAAAUGUAAUUACUGUACAGUAGAAUCAUACUGGAAUAGAUUUCUGAUUUUUAAAAAUCUGUACUUUCUAAUGAGGUAACUGCUUUGAGCAAAUGUUUGAGCAUUUUGGCUUGAUUUCGCAGUAUGCUGGUUUUCAUAGCGUGACAGAAUUGUGAAAAAUACUAGGGAUAGUCUGGAUGCUCUAGUAUGCCAGAUUAAUUAAUAGCUCACAACAAUCAAUCUUUAGCAUUUGUUUUUGUUUGUUUUUUUUUUUUUUUGGAAACUGAAGUGGUAAGUUCUAGAAGAUAAGUCUGCAUAUGCCACUUACUUAAAGCUGAUUUUUUUUUCAAUAUUACAACAAUAUUACAACUGCCUUAAUAUCCCAGAGUAGAGAAUUGCCUGUGUAAAGUGAUUAUAAUUAUAGUUUAUUAUUUUUAAGAAAGCCACCCUAGGUUAUAAAUAAAUAUUUAAUCCUCUAAGACUAGGCAUGUCUACAAUGCUCUGCUUAAUGGUCACAGAUACAAAUUUUUUUCAUUUGUAUUAACACAAACUUAUGUAUAAGUAAGUCAAAUGUUGUACUGUAAGCACAUUCCUCAGUGGUAACGUCUUUAAAACACUUUGACAAACUUUCGUCUUAUAAAAAUGUCUUAAUUAAAAUAGUGCCAUGAUUUUUCUUCAAAUGCUAACACAAAAAGCUGCCUUUGAAGUUACUGCAUCACUGCAGCCCUUCACAAGAGACAACAGAGGAAGUUUAAGUAAGUAAGUGUUUUUUUUAGUUAAGGAGCCUAGCACUGGCAUUAAUGCUGGCAGUGUAUAGUAGCUUAGCUAAGUGAAAUAUAGCUUCUGAAAGUGCAUAACUCUGGGUCUGAAGUUGUUACCUCAGGUGCCAAUCUCUUAAAUCAUGUGGAAUUAGUCUGAGAGAUUUUUUUUUUUUCCAUACUGUAAUAGUCUUAGAAACUGACUUAGAAACUUCAUUCUGCAUUAGUGUUGAAUGCUUUAUCAUGGUACAGGUCACAUGAUCUUUCCCAUGUACUGUAUAAAGUCUUAUCUUUUGAACAGCCCUAAUCAUGAAUCUGUACUCUAUCAGAAUUGCUACAUUCUACCUUACAUAUGUACAUUCCCCCUGCAGCAUCUCUUGGAUGUUUUGUUGGGCCGUGCUUCUACUGCUUGAAUUCAAGUCAUGAUAAAUGCCUUUCAGUUAGUUACACUGUUUUUUUGAUACCAAGUAUGUGCAUGUGAUGACUGCAGAGGUAGAGUGUACUCACUCCAUCUCCUCUGCUCACUCUCCCUUUCAGGAUCAAGGCUGAGGAUACUUCAUUUGCUAGGUAAUCUUGCACAAAGAUCUAUCGUCAUAUUUCAAAAUACUAACCAUUUAAGAGUGCAAUUUAUACUCCAGCCAAUUUGCUAAACCAUGCUAGCUAGUUAGAAGCAAAUCAAACUAUACUGUAUAAGCCUUCAACAGUUUAACAGUAAAUUAAAUAUUUUGACAUGCAGAAGUACCUUUAUCUGCUGGAAACUAGUGUUUGGCAUUACCACAGUUCUCCGUUCACAUAAGGGCUCCCUGCUACACCAUCAGAAAUUGCUUUUGGCUGUGGGUCUGGUAUUAAUUCACACAGUGCUGGGAAGCUGCUGCAGUAGCACAUGGAUCUCUGCUAUUGCAAACCCCCUGGAGUAGUGAUUGUCCCUAUAAGCAAAGACUUUGCUAAUUAGGAGGGGGGGGGGGUCCUCACUUUGUCUGUUACAGCUAAAUUCUUCAGAAGAGGGAAAGGAGAUAUUUAACCACAUCUAUUAGGAUGAUGGGAAAAAGAGCUGUUAAACAGUUUUCUUUAAAGAGGUGUAAGGUGAAGAGAUGUAACAGGUAGCUUGAACACACACAGCCCCCCCCACACACACACAUCAUAAGGAUUCUGAGAAACAUUCAUCCUACUUUGUAG